UUAUCUUUGGUAGUUCUACAGGAAGACUGCCGAGGACUGCUGAAAAAUAUGACUUAUGGCAUGUGCGUAAGUUUGGCUGUAUCCUCUUGUCUCAAACCCACGAAGAGAACUCUAUCUUCUCUCUGAAAUGACUGAGGAGAAGCAUGCACGUAUGCAACGAUGCCACCAAAGACAUCUCUUCCCAAAGGGUAUGGUCCGGGCAGCCGAGCCUUAUGGAGCAAAGACCAGCUCCUGCGCCACCUGCUCGUUGCGCAGGCUCCGCUGGUGCCAGGUCCGGCUGGAUCGUAGGCGAGGCCCGCGCCACAAGCCGCUGGAAUUACUUCCACUAUCACCAGGGCUCAUCUUCGGAUGAUGGUCUCCGCCAGCCACCCCGAGUAAUACCUCGAGUCUCUCAGAAGCUAGGUCUUCCCACACGCGAAUGUCCUUUCAGUACGAGCCGAUUACCAUGCUGUAUAUCGCAUUUACAUGUUAUGAUAAACAGAAGAGUAAGAAUACUCUCUAUAUGUUUCCGCGAGAUCUGUCAACGUGUUUGGUGGCAAUACCUGGUUAUCUUUAAAGGGAGUCAGGCGUCAAGGCUACUGAUAUCUUCUCCCAAACAACCAGAUGUGGUGAAAGAUCUCGUCGUGAUAACUGCAAUGAAGCGGAGCACAAUUACAUGCAUCAGUACGUACUGUAGCAAGGAUGAGUGUGAGUGCAUAGGGGGCGAUCCAGUAGAUCCAGCUUCUUUCACCCUCCAUGAUGAACACAGUUCUUGCUGAAACACCGAUUCGAGCUGAUGCCUGCCUAUGCCGUACGGGAGUAAGGCACCCGUGAAACAAGGGUUAGGAUAUUUAAUUCCAGGUGGCCCAACUAGUUUCGCAGUGAGUAAGCUCAAUUCUGAUAAAUGAGUUCCAGCCAAUGGAAUCAACAUAGCUGCCAGCCACUCGUCCCUCACAGCAACCCCACGAA
Molecule: messenger RNA, 948 nt
Organism: Aspergillus neoniger CBS 115656
Lineage: Eukaryota; Fungi; Ascomycota; Eurotiomycetes; Eurotiales; Aspergillaceae
Exons: 1
Coding region: 144-758 (204 amino acids)
Source: RefSeq, a predicted model, not a curated record